AUGUAAAGCGCUGAUCAAAACAGUGCGGGAGUCCCCGAUCUACCACAAAUUGAUGUUUAAAUGAAUGAGCCAGCUGUGUUAAAGCAGGAAUCUGUACAAUAAUCUCCCAAAAAAGAGAAGGUUUAAAAGAAUGGCUAAGUUAAUGAAGGUCAGGAUGGCAGUCCAGAAGGUAAUAAAAAGGCCAGGAAGCCUAGAUAAAGCAAAAAAGAGUAAGCUAGUAAAGAUGGGGAAGAUAAAGCCGCCAUUAAAGAAAAAGAGGAAUCAAAAGAUCAGAAGGAAAAGCUUAGGAAGAGAUAGGUAAAGGAGAAGGAAAAGAAAAAGGAAACUAAAUAAUAAUAGAAGAUCGAAGAUUCUUUGAAGAUUGAUCAAAUCCAAGUGAAAGUUUGUGAAGAAUCCAAAGAGGAGGUAAAAGAAGCAUCUCUAAAUCAAGAAGAUGUUUUAAUGGUAGAUGUAGCUACAAAACCACCUUAAUAAGAAGCAAGCAAGAAGAAAAGCAAGAUGGAGAAGAAGAACACUCCAAAGAAGAUACCAUAGGCAAUAGUGUUACCUGAAAAAGUUCUUGAAUGGAAGUCUAAACAAGAUCAAAUCGCCACCAUAUUGAGAGAACUUUUAAAUUAAGCCCUAGAAGAGCGGGAAAAAUAGGAAAUUAGCGCUCUCUAAGAAGCAAGAGCUUCACAAGAACAGAAAAUAGCUACUGAUGACUUGAUUUAGGUGAUCACUGACAAACUGAUCAGAAUCUCAAAUAUUGGGUGUUCAGAGUAAGAAAAGAAGGAAAUCUUUACUGGCUUGUAAUUGGACAUUUUGAAGGUAGUUGGUCAUCUCAUCGAUUCAAGAGCUAAACUUGCUUAGCUAUGCAAGUCACAUUUGCAGUAGGCAUUAUUAGAGUAGGAUAGAGCACAGCUUCUAGAUCUCUUCAAUUUCUAAGGCUUUCUUGAAACAGUUGCUGAAAGAAAAUAUUAUGGUAUUAAAGAUAGAGCAGCAUUAAUGUAUGAUGAUGAAUCACCAGAUGCCCUUUGGAAUUGGGAGAUAAUGAAUGUUAAAAUAUUUUAGCUUGAGCAGCAAAAGUCUAUUUAGAAUAAAAGAAAUGAAAAAGCUUAGGUGUCCUUAAAAAUUAAACAAUUAGACAAAGUGAUUGGGAUGAUUGAGAAAGCCACAUUGGAAAAAGAUCUACCUAAAAUCGAGGAAGAGUACUAAAAAUACAAGAAAAUUGAGGGGAAAGAAUUAGCACUUAAAUAAUAGUUAGAAGAGAAAAAUCAUUAAAAACUUUAAAAGGAAUAAUAGGAAAAGGAGAAAUUAGAUAAACUCAAUAAAGAGAAGGAGUUAAAGGAAUAGGAGAGGUAGAAAAAGGAAUAGGAACGUCUCAGGCUCAUUAAAGAAAAAGAAGAGUAAAAGGAAUAGGAAAGACUAGAAAGAGAGGAAAAAGCUAAGUAAAGAGAACUUGAAAGGCUAGAUAAAAAGAGAAAAUAAGAAGAGGAGCAAAAGGCUUAAGUUUAGAAUCCAAACCCUCCAAAGUAACCUAGAACUUUUACAUUGAUGGAUAUGAUGAAACUUCAAUAACCGAAAAAGACUGAAGGGAUAAAACAAGAAGAACUAUCAAAGAUUUCUAGUCAAUAAGUAAUAGAAUAGCUGUGUUCACAAAUAAAAUAAGAAGUUAAAUUAUUAGAUUAUGAGAAUUUUAAGCAGAAUAAUUAAGCUUUAAGACCCCCAUAGUUUAUAAAGCAUGAAGCCUACAGAUUAUAAAAUGACUUUAGAUAGAGAAGAGGUAUCUCAUUCGUAAAAAGAGACUAACCAUACCCUUAUAAAUAAAUGAUACAGGAAGUAAUGAUUGAAGAGAAGAAACUUAUGGAUUCAAAUGUCAGAAUCGAGCCUAGAAAGAAGUUCAUUAUUAUUGAGGACUCAUUUAUGAAAAUGCUUGGCGGUUUCAAUGAUAAGGUCAGUAGAAUUUUGGAUCCAAGAAGGCCUCUAUUAAAAGAUGAGACUAUUAUAGAUUAUGAUAUGAGCAGCGAGGAAGAAUGGAAUGAAUAAAAUGGAGAAGAUGUGAAUGCCAAUGAUGGUGAAGACGAAGAUGAUGAGGUUGAGAAAAUUCUAGAGGAAGAAGGAGAGCCAGAAGGUUUCAUUGUUGAUGAUGGUUACUUUUCAGCAAGUGAACUCAUGUUUAGUCAGUAGGAUGGUAGCUAAGUUCAAUUAGCUCUCUAAGAGAAAAGAUAAUAGUAUGCCAAUAGAUACAAUCAAGAUAACUAAGACAGAAAUAAAAAUCAUUAUAAGAUGCUGUGGGAUGAGUCUAAUAGAGGAGUUAUCAAUUAUCUUAAAGAUUUUAGAGCAGUUUCAUUCCCAAAAACAAGAGUCUUUCCAAUUAAAGUUAAAAAUUCCUACGAAGACAUGAGGGACAAUGAGGGAAUGGAGGACAAGGGCAACUCUGCAAACAAAUUAAAUCCUAAGGCCAUCAACCUAAAGCUGAAUGAGUUGAUUAAAAUGAUGCAUGGAUCUUUUGAAUCUAAGCAAAAGAUCAUCGAAGAUUUUUAACUCAAAAAUCCUGAGUGCAGUAAAAAAUCAAUUGAAAGAAAAAUGAGAGAUCUUUUUGAGAAAGAUAAGAAAGGAUAGGAUCCAAGACAAAGAUGGUAUGCAACAGAAAGUACUCUGAUUGAAUUUAACUUGCAAGAUGAUGAAGAUUUGAAAUUGGUCUUCAAUGAGAGAUUCAAUCAGGUUGUUGAAGAAAUCAAUAAAGUCAAGCAGGAAAAUAUUCAAAUCAAAGAAGAAAAGAAAAAGGAAAAGUAACAAUAAAAGCUUGAGACCCAAUUAUAGCAAUAGCAGCAGUAACUCUAAGCUCAUACGACCCCUAUUAAAUAGCAAACUAUUACAUUUAAGGAUAUUGAGAAAUUGGAUACUAAGUAAAGAGAUCUUGGUAAAGAGUUUGAGGCUAUUAAUCUUGAGUCAAUUAACACUGAAAACUAAGAUAUGACAAUGAUAGAUGCUAAUGAUGAUAAACAGUCUUGCGAGAAAAAUGUGAAAGCAUUGACAUCAGACUUGAAGAAUACUAACGAGCUCAAGAAGAUGCCACCGAUGCAAAGCUUAACAAAGUAUUACCAGAAGACUAAUCCAGAGGAGAAAUAGAAGUUAGUUGAAUAAGAACUUAAUAAGGCAAAAAGUUAACUGUUAAUAAAAUAAGAUAUUGCCCCUCCUAAGGGUCAGUAGAUGCUUUCAUUUACACAAGCAGCUAAUCUUGGAGAUAAAAAGGCUUCCACUUUAAAAACUCAGGAUAUUGGGGGAGAUCUCUAAUUAAAGGUUAAGAAACAUAAGAAUAAGAAAUCAGAAGUCAAGCCAUAAUUGAAAGAAGAAGCUAAAGAGACCAUAUAAAAAGCUGAAAAAAAAUAAAAGCCUAACGGUAUCAAGAAAGAACUACUUUCAAAAGAAUCAAAGGCUAAAGUUGCUAAAAAGGUAGGAAAAGUGUCUAAGAAACAAAAAUCAUCUGAUAAGAAUGCGAAUGGAUCCUAAUAAAAAAAGAAAAGAUAGAGUAAAAAGAAAAGCAAAGUCAUGCCAGAGAAUGAAGAUUAAAAUCUGCCAACAUCAGAGGCGAUAAAUGAGUUGUAAUAAAUAAGUUAGGAGUAAUAGAGGAUAGUGAAUGAAUAGGAGGAAAUUGAGUCCUCUUAAAAUUCCGAAUCCUUGUAAUUUUAAUGCUCUAAUAAAGAUCGAGAAGCCUAAAGCAUUUCAAUGUAAAUUGCUUGA
This is a messenger RNA of Stylonychia lemnae, 3723 nucleotides long. The record is from the annotation of a GenBank genome assembly. NCBI's taxonomy places the organism in Eukaryota, Ciliophora, Spirotrichea, Sporadotrichida, Oxytrichidae.